AUGAGUAAAUGUAGUAAAGAAAAAAAAACGACACUUUCUACUAAUUGCGAUAAAAGAACAACACAUUUAUCUCUCCAUAAUUCAAAACAUUUGGCGUUCGUUUUGAUCGAAGGUGGUUGGCUUAAAGUGGGAUUAUCCUUGAGUUUUGUGACAAAUUUAUUGACAAUUCACGAUUAUUUAAAUCUUUCUUCUCCGUUUUGUUUUGAGUCUAAUGCUAAUGAUCUUUGA
Messenger RNA from Clunio marinus, 228 nucleotides. The record is from the annotation of a GenBank genome assembly. NCBI's taxonomy places the organism in Eukaryota, Metazoa, Arthropoda, Insecta, Diptera, Chironomidae.